Molecule: messenger RNA, 6878 nt
Organism: Dunckerocampus dactyliophorus (ringed pipefish)
Lineage: Eukaryota; Metazoa; Chordata; Actinopteri; Syngnathiformes; Syngnathidae
Gene: med1
Product: mediator complex subunit 1
Exons: 16
Coding region: 41-5488 (1815 amino acids)
Biological process (GO): regulation of transcription by RNA polymerase II; cellular response to thyroid hormone stimulus
Cellular component (GO): mediator complex
Molecular function (GO): nuclear retinoic acid receptor binding; nuclear thyroid hormone receptor binding; transcription coregulator activity
Source: RefSeq, a predicted model, not a curated record
CUACGGAAGCCGCAUUGCACGGGGAGGAAGCGCUAGCACAAUGGCGGCGGGGCCUGGUGUAGCUAUGCAGGACAGUCCCUCAACAGAACUUUCUCUCUCGAUCCCCCAAGGUACGACCCAGUCUCACUCGGACCGGGUCAAAACCGAAGAGGUGACGGAAGCUGAAAAGCAGAGUCGCAUGGCUGCCUUGUUGGAGAGGCUUCAUUCCAAACAUAAUGGUGCCCGCCCGUGGCAGGAGACCUCUAAAGUUGUACGUCAGGCAAUGGAAAAACGCGGUAUGAUGAACGCUGCUGGCCACCAGCUACUGCUCACCUGUUUGGAGACCCUGCAGAGGGCACUGAAAGUCUCAUCUUUGCCCUCCAUGACGGAUCGUCUAGAGUCCAUAGCGAGACAAAACAUGCUGGGCUCCCACCUGAGCCCAUCCGGAACCGAGUGCUACAUCACGUCAGAUAUGUUUUACGUGGAGGUGCAGCUCGACAGCGGUGGUCAGCUUGUGGAUGUCAAAGUGGCUCAUCAGGGUGAAAACCCCACGAGCUGCCCCGAGUUGAUUCAACAUCUAAGGGAGAAGAACUUUGAGGAGUUUUCCAAGCAUCUUAAGGGACUUGUUGACUUAUACAAACUUCCUGGAGACAAUAAAUUAAAAACCAAGAUGUAUAUCGCACUGCAGUCUCUCGAGCUCGAUCUCACCAAGAUGAUGCACAUGUUCCGGUUGGCAACCAAUGCUAAUACAGUGGAGACAAUUCUACAUGGCAGUGUGGGCCUGCUGACGGCCAGGAGUGGUGGUCAUCUUGUUUCUCUUCAGUGUUACGUCUCCCCGUAUGACAUUUUCGAGGAGGGAAUGGGCGUCCACCUUAACCUGACAGACGCCAAUGUGCCACGCUCACUGGGCGUCAGCGUCUCCGUCACCAUAGAGGGGACCGCCAACACCUGCAAACUUCCCAUUACACCACUCAUCACUGGCUCACACCCGGUGGACAGUAAAGGAACACCUUCCUUUUCCACAGUGACAAACUCCAAUUGUGUGGACCUGCCUGCUUGUUUUUUCCUCAAGAUGAACCACUCCAUGCCUUUCUCCCUGUCCUUCAUUCAAAGACUGGGCAAUGCUACAGGUAUUCCUAUAUUUGAGAGCACCCCCAGUUUGUCUACCCUCUACCAGCUAAUAGUCCAGAGCCAGCUACAGCCGACGGAGGAGGGUGGUACCACACUGCCGCCCUCACACAACAUGCAUUUCUACUCAGUGUUGCCAGACCAGCAGCACUGUUAUUUCCUGAACGGUGACGCCCCCGUGCAGGAUGGUCAUUCUCUCCAAGGCGCCUUAGUGACAAAGAUCCCCUUUCGCCACCCAGCUCAGGUGCCCCUCUUGCUGGACAUCAUCCGGCACCAGGCAGCCUACAACACUCUGAUUGGCAGCUGUGUGAAGCGGACUUCCAUCAAAGAAGACAACAUAGGCCUGCUGCAGUUUGAGGUGUGUCCUCUGACAGACUCCACUUUCAGCGUCUCUUUUCAACAUCCUGUCAAUGAAUCAUUAGUCUGUGUCGUAAUGGAUGUGAUAGACUCCAGACAGGUGUCCUGCAAACUAUAUAAAGGACUGUCAGACGCUCUGAUCUGUACUGAUGAAUUCAUUACCAAGGUGGUCCAGAGAUGUAUGUCCAUCCCUGUAACGAUGCGGGCCAUCCGGAGGAAAGCUGAGACCAUCCAGGCAGACACUCCGGCACUCUCUUUGAUAGCACAGACCGUGGAGACCAUGGUGAAGAAUAACCCACCACCAUCCGGCAGUCCCACCUACAACAUGGCAAGCGGGGAUGUAGCAAACCCCAUGGGACUGUUGGGACUCACAGGCGGUAGCACACCCACUGGACCCCCUGCUGGGUCCAGUUUUGCUGGUCCAAUGACGUCUCUCUUGGGGAUGUCUCGCAAUGAAAGACAAGGCCAAGGAGCGGAGUGUCAACCUCAAGGCGGGAUGACCGGGCAGCAACAGUUGCAACAGCAGCCACAAGGUCAAGGCCAUUCGGAUGACUACAGCAAAGUCACGCAGAAUCCAAUCCUGACGAGUCUUCUCCAGAUAACGGGAAGUGUCGGUUCUAGUCCCAGCUCCCAGAACACACCCCAGCCCCACCAGACUCCGCCUCCGACGUCGUCACCUGCCAGCAACACCAAGAAUCAUCCCAUGCUGAUGAACUUGUUGAAGGACAACCCCUCGCAGGAUUUUGCUGCGCUGUAUGGCUCCAGUCCAUUAGAGAGGCAGAAUUCGUCAUCUGGGUCACCUCGUACUGACAGCAUGGGGGGGGCUUGCCCUGGAGGUGGCACAAAAGGCAAGAAGAAGCGUCCUCGAGUGGGAGAAAAGGGUGGCGUGAUGCCUGGGACUACCGGUACAGGGGGAACAGGAGGCGCUUUAGGCAUGAAGCCUCAACAGGGGUCCUCCAUUUCACAGCACCAUCAACACCACGCUGUCACACAUGAGGACGACUUCCACCGCGAGCUGCUUUCUAUGGACGUCGACGCAUCCCAAAACUCCAUCUUUGACGUCAACCUGGCGGCCGACGGCUUGGACACGCCCCACAGCAUCACUCCAGCUCCAAGCCAAUGUGGAACACCGCCCUCUGGGCCCAGCAUGCCUUAUCCGCAGUCUCAUGUCCAGCCUCAGCAACAGCUACCGCCGGGCGCUGUACCGCCCCGCAUGGUGCGCCUCUCUAGCUCUGAUAGCAUUGGACCGGAUAUUACAGAGAUUUUGUCCGAUUUGCCAGAACAAACCGGCAAAGCCAGCAGUGGAAGCCAUAGUCAGCAUCCCAUGGGUGGGGGUGUGGAUGACGGGGGCCCACUGGGAACACCGAUUCGUGACUCUUCUAGUUCAGGGCAGGGCAGUGCUGUGUUUGACUCAGUUGACAUCUUCAACACAAACAGCAACGAGAAUCCUUUUACAGAUGCUGCUGACUUGAUUGCUGAGGCGGCUGCCACCCCCACCAGUGACUCCUCCUCCACUAACUUCUUCACUGAUGCUGCAGACUUCAACCCUGACCUGCUGAGCUCAGGCCAUGGCUGCUUUGAGGACAGCUCACCCAGUGCUGAUGGAGACAUGGACCUGGUCAAGGGCUUUGGUGGGAGUAGUCAGCAGAAUACGCCAUCGGGUACACCUCAGAAUCCCACACCGCAUGGGCAGAACACCCCGGAACCUUCACUCAAAGACCCUUUUGAUAUGGGGAUGUUUUUUGUAGGCAACAGCGGCUCUGGUAAACCUCUUCUGGGACAAGCACCUGAUUUGGGAGACGCUCAUGUAGGAGGCUCCCAGAGCCCCCUUAUGAUGGGCUUGGGACCGGCAUGCGCUGAUUUUAAAAGUACAGAGUCCAAAGUCAAACAGCAGAGCCUCAUGCGCCAAAAGGAUGAGAAUGGAGGAAGCGGGAGUAGCAACUGUGGAAUGGGAAGUAUAUCAACUGAGGGCAAACAGGUCAAACGUAGCAGGACUCCAUCCAAUGAGGGCAAGUCCAAAGAUAAGCCCCCUAAGCGUAAAAAGCUGGACCCAGAUGGGAAGUCGCCUUCUCACAGCUCAGGUGGACGGCCGUACACUCCUCCCAGUGGAAGUUCUGGCUCUGGUGGCAGCCUAAGCGGGGGAGGUUCCAAAUCUCCGGGGAGUUCUGGAUGCUCGCAAACUCCACCUGGCGGUGCCACACCACCCAUCCCCAAAAUUACAAUUCAACUUCCAAAAGGGACAAUAACUGGUGGGAAAACCUCCCAUAGCAGCUACACGUCCAGCAGCUCAACCUCAGGCGGCACAGGAGGAGGAGGUGGGUCAAGCAGCAGCAAAAGCCACCAUUCCCAUUCUUCUUCCGGGAAGAUAAAGUCCAAGGAAGGCUCCAUGACGCAAGGCAAUAGCUCCAAGUCAACAAGCUCAUCAGGGAUUAGUGCAGUACCAUCCCAGUCUAAAGGUUCCUCUCAGGGAAUGGGGGUUGGCAAACCGGGAUCUUCCCCAAUCACAAAACAUGGGCUCUCUGGUGCAGCAAGUAGUGGAGGUGGAAUUGGGAGUGGUAACAAGAUAAAAACUCAGGGUGGUAAGCCACCUGGGUCUCUUAUGAAUCCCAGCAUAAAGCCCAACAUCUCCCCAUCUCACUCCCGCUCCAGUAGCUCUGGGGAGAAGUUGUCUUCCCCCAUGAAGAUCCAACAGUCCCAAGUGCCCGGGACACCGCCUUCCUCGAAGGCCAAAUCACCAAUGGGUUCCGGAGGAGGCAGCUCUGGAGGGUCCAAGUCCUCUUCCAGCGGAGGUAUGAGCUCCCAGAAGCCAAUGACCUCCUCAGCUUCCACAUCUUCUUCCUCAUCAUCGUCAAACUCGUCCUCGUCGUCGUCAUCUGCUUCCAUGGGCUUCUCCGGAGGCUCCCAGUCUCAGUACGGGGGCGGGGGAAUUGGAGGCGGUGGGGGGGGAGGAGGAGGGAGCGGAAGUGGGGGAAGUGGUGGAGGUGGGAGUGGCGGAGGGGCAAGCAGCAGCGGCAGCUGUUCAGGCCAGAACAACGCAAACAACCCAAACGCCAAGGGAAAGUCUCCAAGUCGAAACAAGAAGCCGUCUCUCACAGCUGUCAUUGACAAACUGAAGAGUGUGGGCAGUGGAGGCGUGGGAGAGGAUGGUUGCGAAGUCGGACCACCUGGGGGUGGAACUGGUUUUGGUCCCCCGGCCAGCAGUGCUCCCGGAAACAUCCCCAGCAUCGGCCCUUCUAACAUGGGUUCCUCCAAGCAUGGCACAUCCUCGCAAAGUGGCGACUACAAGCGGGAAAAAUCGGAUAAAGAAGGGAAAGCGAAAGUGUCUGUUUCAGGGGGGACCAGUGGGGAUAAAAAGAUGAUGGACCCCAAAACAGGUGGGGUGAGCGGGACUGGCCUGGCCAAGAUCAUAAUCAGCAAACCCGAUGGCGGUUCGCCCAGCAUCAAGGCCAAAGUCACCCUGCAGAAAGGAGGCGAAGGCCCCGGCGACUCCUUGCGACCGCAGAUCUCUAGCCUCAAAGCGUCCCCCCUUUUCAGCGGCUCAACUCCCAAACACGACCGAUCCUCGCCCAGCCACAGCCGCUCGCCGGGACACACCCCGCUCAACCAUGACAGUGAGAGUGAGUCAGGCAGCAGCUCUGUGGCCGAGAAGUCCCACCAGAACAGCCCCAGCUCCGACGAUGACCAGACGGUGCGACCGCUCCCCACCCAGGACUACAUGAGCUCCAUGCCGCUCAGCUCAGGGGAGAAACACAAGAAACACAAAAAGGAGAAGAAGAAGCAGAAGGAGAAGGAACGGGAGAGAGAGCGAGAUCGGGAACGGGACAAAGAGAAGAAGAAGUCGUCCAUGUCAGUGGGGGUGUCCUCGCAUCCGAUGAAGGCGGACACCUGGUCCCGGUCGCCCAUCUCAGCCUCGGAGUCCUCUUUGUCCAUACUAGGCUCGGAGCGGGCGUCCCGAUCCAGUCCCAUGUACAUUAGAAACGAAGAUGAUGACCUCAUGGACUCAGCUCUCACUGGAAACCUUUAAAGUGUUUUUUUUGUAAGAUCUUUUAUUUGUAUGACAUGCAUUUUAUCCUCAUAGAAACCCUUAUUUAUGUUCGCAAUUUAUAACUCACCAUUGGACUGUUUUAAACUAAUGCCCAAUUGUUUGCAUUGGGAUGGCAAGUAUUAAUUCAUUAUAGGAUAACGGUGUAUUUUCAGGGCUGUAAAAAUCUGUCAAUGUAAAAAAAAAAAAAAAAAAAAGUGGUAUAAUUUGAAAUGUAAAACCCGGAUGGCACUGUGUUCAGGUGUUUUGAUGACAUUGUAGAUUUUGAUACAGUCGUGGGUGGAUGAGAAUACAUACAUGCUUUGGAAAUGUUAUUUUAAUAUGUGAAUUAAAAAUUUUAGGACGGAGAAUUUACAUGUAAUUAUUUUUCAUCUGUUCACAGAGCAGUAAAAUGAAAGAGUAGAAAUAAGUCGUAUGGUGUACAAGCGGUGAAAGCUGGUAGUAAAAGCACCUUCCAGAACAACGCAAUCCGUCGUCUUUUAUGGCUAUUCCACAAAAGUACACUAGAGGGCAGCAGUGUCAAAAAGCUUCCGUGUUAAUAAUUGCAGUACAGUUAUUUCAUGAUAUGAUUCUGUACAAGAGACAGUUUAAAGCAAUUAAAUGCAUUUUCACACAGGUAUUCAUAGACCUUAAGUCCUAACGUUGUUGAUUACAAACUUGGGCCACAAUAUCCAAAACCUUUUUUUUAUGUAGAAGAGUUGAGAUGUUAAUUCAGCCUUCUGCAAAAGCACUAGUCAAAGAUUUUAUGUAUGACAGGAGUUCUCCUCUGUUUUUCAGCACCUGCUACAAGUCCUAACGUUGUGGAUUACAAACUUGGGGCCACAAUAUCCAAAACCUUUUUUUAUGUAGAAGAGUUGAGAUGUUAAUUCAGCCUUCUGCAAAAGCACCAGUCAAAUAUCCUCUAUGUGACAGGAGUGUUCUGUUGCUAAGCACCAACUGCAAAUACUAUAAAGAUCUUCUGUAUGACCUGAGCACUACUGUUUUUAACUAAAAAAAACUAAACUUGUCAACUCUUGCUCGAUUCUCUGUAAGAGCUCUGCUGAUUUUAGGAAUCUGCUACAAAAAAAGUGUCAAAAUGCCAUGAACAUAAGCUCGACAGGAAAAAGCUCCCCUUUGUGCCAUGCUUUGAUCACAGAUGACAACACUAGACUAGUGAAGGCGUCGGCUGACCUGGUGACACAUGACCUCAUCUGGCCUAAACUGUGCUGAGUGUGCAAAAGUGGCAGUAAUGAAUCGACUCUUCAUAACAGCAAAUUAUUACACUCACUCAGCUAAAGUGUUAGGAAGAAGUACGUCGUCAAUUCUGCCAUUGGUUUUUCUUUCCCUGACAUUUUCCAGCACAAAGGCCCCCCCGGGAGGUCAUCUAAGCUUA